This is a messenger RNA of Myotis myotis, 2663 nucleotides long. It is a transcript of the gene BFSP1, whose product is annotated as beaded filament structural protein 1. The transcript is spliced from 8 exons. The record is from RefSeq and is a predicted model, not a curated record. NCBI's taxonomy places the organism in Eukaryota, Metazoa, Chordata, Mammalia, Chiroptera, Vespertilionidae. Gene Ontology annotation, molecular function: structural constituent of eye lens. Gene Ontology annotation, biological process: lens fiber cell development. Bases 194 to 2185 code for a protein of 663 amino acids. Gene Ontology annotation, cellular component: intermediate filament; cytoplasm.
UCCAGCUCACAAAAGCAUGCCUGCUGCUCUUUUAUUCUCCCUGAGGCUGGGCACCGUGUGGAUCACGACAGCUGAUCAGCUCUGGAACGUCCCAGAAGCGUGCCAGCGGCCUCCGCUGUUUAUUUAACGGGCUUGUGGCUCCGCGAGGGGCCCCCUGGAGCCGGCUUUGCCCGCGCUCGCCGGCGGAGGAGCCAUGUACCGGCGCAGCUACGUCUUCCAGACCCGCCAGGAGCGGUACGAGCGGGCCGAGGAGGAGGCGCCGGGCCGCCUGGCCUCGGACCCAGCCGCCGCGCCCAACCUGGCGGCGCUGCAGGGCCUCGGCGAGCGCGUGGCCGCCCAGGUCCAGCGGGCUCGCGCGCUCGAGCAGCGCCACGGCGUCCUCCGGCGGCAGCUGGAUGCCUUUCAGCGCCUGGGCGAGCUGGCCGGCCCCGAGGACGCCCUCCUCCGCCAGGUGGAAGGCAAUCGCCAGCGCGCCCGGGACCUGGCGGCUGAGCGCGCCGGGCUGGAGCGCCGGGGCGCAGAGGCGCAGCGCGCGCUCGACGAGUACCGGAGCAAGUAUGAGAAUGAAUGCGAAUGUCAAGUGCUGCUAAAAGAAACGCUUCAGCAGCUUAACAAGGAAGCUGAUGAAGCCUUACUGCGUAAUCUGCACCUUCAGAUUGAGGCCCAAUUUCUGCAGGACGAUAUCAGUGCAGCAAAGGACAGGUACAAAAAGAAUCUUCUGGAAAUUCAGACCUACACCAGCCUCCUGCAGCAGAUCAUCCAAACCACCCCUCAAGCAGCCGCCAUUACAGAUGGGACGAGGGAGGAGAAGCUCCUGAUGGAACGAGAGGCGACAGCCCUUCAGAGUCAGCUGGAGGAGGGCCGGGAGGUCCUGUCUCUCCUGCAGGCACAGAGAGCUGAGCUGCAGGCCCAGACAGCGACCCUGGAACAAGGUAUUAAAGACGCCCACGAGUGUUAUGAUGACGAGAUUCAGCUUUAUAGUGAACAGAUUGAAACCCUGCGGAAGGAGAUUGAAGAGACUGAGAGGAGCCUGGAGAAGUCUUCCUAUGACUGCCGGCAGCUGGUGGUCGCCCAGCAAGCCCUGAAGAACGAGCUGCACCGCUAUCAUCGGAUCAUUGAGAACGAAGGCAGCAGGCUGAGCUCCACCCUCUUUGAAGUGCCUGUCACUCUAUUCCCCACUGGCCAUGGAGCCUCUCUCAGCCCUCGACCCAGCAGGAAAGAUUUUGCCAGAGCUGUGCAGGAUAUAACAACAGCAAAACCAAGACAAAAAGGCCUCCCUAAGACCAUUCCAAGGAAAAAGGAGAUUAUAGCUAAAGACAGAGGAGAUGAAAAUUUGGAAGACACACCACUGAAAGGCCCGGAAGACACAAAGGUGGUACAGGUGGUAGUUAAAGAAGAAGGGGAAUCUAAGCUUGAGUCGGGGGGUGAGGAAGCUAGUCCCCCAACCCUAGAAGGAGGUCCAGAGGACAUGCCUGAUGGAGGGCAGAUAAGCAAAGCCUUUGGAAAACUCUGCAAGAUGGUCAAGGAGAAAGUGAGAAGCCCCGAGGAGCCUGAGCCCCCAGUUGACCUCUACCCCAAAGGGCGGUACGUGCUGGUCUCCGGGGAUGCCAGUUACGUGGACCCUGGGUUCUGUUCUGUGUCUAUCCCAGCCAGGGGUGGAGUGGUUGUUUCCACUGAGGACGGCUCUCUGCAUCUGGAUCGUGCUAUGGAGCCCUCUCCUGAGCAGCCCCCACCCCCUCGGGAGAAUGAACGGGGGUAUCCGCAGGUGAGGGAAGGUGAACACCCACCCAGCCAGCAUACUGCAGGCAAGGAGGAUGAGGGAGACACCGAAGAACUGAAAGGUCCGGGGGAGAGGCAGGAUGGCCAGAAGGAGGAUGAAGGCCCCAAGAGGCCCUGUCUCGUGGUCACACCUGGUCCACAGGGACCGGCUGCACCCCCGCCCCAAAGGCCUGGGGCCAGUCAGGGUGGAGCUGAGGGGCAGGGGGAGAGGAGUGGCAGCCUGAAGGAGAGGAGCUCUCCCCGGGCUUUGGCUUAUGAGAGGGUAGAAGUGAUGGAAUCCAUGGAGAAGUUUUCAGCUGAGAGCAUUCAGACGUAUGAAGAAACCGCUGUUAUUGUGGAGACUGUGAUUGGAAAGACAAAGGCAAACAAGAAGAAACUGGGAGACAAGGGCUCUCACAACCUCUAGGCUCUGGAGGAAUGCCCUGGGGCCACUGUCAGGCUGUGCUUUGAUGGGUAGAACAAAUGAUAAAGAGUAGGGGUUCCUGUUUGGAUUAGACCUUAGUUGGCCUGUCUGGCAUUGCCAAGGAAGCCUAAUUAAAAAGGUUUGUUUUGCUUGCACCUUGUUUGUCUAAUUAACAGGGGCCUUGGGAAUGUAGGUUCCUCAGCCACACGGAGGACACACUCUAUUAAAUGGCCACCAAACCGUGGUUGUUUAGGAGAGAGACAUGCCCUUCGUAGUGGUGCUUUGAGACCGGUAGAGUGUCCAGAUUUCACACAGGAAAUGCUGGUUGAUGGCCUUGGCUCAUUUCCAUUGCAUUUCAAGCACAAGCACAAGCUCACAUGGAGGAGUGUUUUGUUAGAUAAAAUGAUUAAAGGUAUCUGCCUUAGUUUGGGUUCCCCCAGAAGCUGAUCCCAAAGCAAGGCUCUAAAUGUAGUUUCUUUCU